Messenger RNA from Dermochelys coriacea (leatherback sea turtle), 5751 nucleotides. It is a transcript of the gene UBAC1, whose product is annotated as UBA domain containing 1. The transcript is spliced from 11 exons. The record is from RefSeq and is a predicted model, not a curated record. NCBI's taxonomy places the organism in Eukaryota, Metazoa, Chordata, Testudines, Dermochelyidae. Gene Ontology annotation, molecular function: protein binding. The coding region runs from base 129 to 1355 and encodes 408 amino acids.
ACGGCGGCGCUGACAGAAGCUGCCGCUGGAGCCUGGGGCGUGUGUGAGGCGGGGGCCGCCGAGCGAGGAGCCGGGGCCGCAGCGGGGCCGCCGCCAUGGCCGCGGGCUGGUGAGGGCGGCCGGGCGCGAUGUUCGUGCAGGAGGAGAAGCUCUUCGCCGGGCGGGUGCUGAGGCUCCAUGUCUGCUCCGUGGAGGGCGCGGAGUGGCUGGAGGAGGUGCCCGAGGACACGACGGUGGAGAAGCUCAAGGAGCGGUGCUUGAAACACUGUGUACCUGGGAGCUUAGAGGAUCCAAAAAGCAUAACGCAUCAUAAAUUGAUCCACGCUACUUCAGAGAAGGUCCUGACAGAUACAAAAACAGUCUUGGAGGAAAACAUUCAAGAUAAAGAUGUCUUGUUGUUGGUAAAGAAGCGAGCUCCCCCUCCACCUCCCAAAAUGGCAGAAGUAUCAGCAGAGGUAAAAAGGAAGCAGGAACAGAAAGCUCCUGAUAAGGAUGCUAUUAUCAAAGCAACAGCAAAUCUGCCCUCUCGCAAUGUAGAUCGCACUGUGGCCCACCACAACAUGAGGGAUUUCCAGACUGAGCUCCGGAAGAUCUUAGUUUCACUUAUAGAAGUUGCGCAGAAAUUGCUAGCACUGAACCCAGAUGCAGUUGAACUAUUUAAGAAGGCAAAUGCCAUGUUGGAUGAGGAUGAGGAAGACAGAGUGGAUGAAAUAGCCCUGCGCCAGCUUACAGAAAUGGGGUUUCCAGAGAGCCGAGCUGUCAAAGCCCUUCGGUUAAACCAUAUGUCAGUGACACAAGCAAUGGAGUGGUUGAUAGAACACGCGGAUGACCCCACGGUUGACGCACCGCUUCCAGGUCAAACCUCAUUAGAAGCUGCCUCUGAAGUGGGUGCUUCCUCUGCUGGAGCAAUUGCUGGUCCUAGUUUGGAAGCUGGUGGGGAAGAGCCCAAGGAUGAACUGACGGAAAUAUUCAAGAAGAUCCGCAGGAAAAGAGAAUUUCGUCCGGACCCACGAGCUGUCAUUGCCUUGAUGGAGAUGGGCUUUGAUGAAAAAGAAGUGAUAGAUGCACUCAGAGUAAACAACAACCAGCAAAACGCAGCUUGUGAAUGGCUGCUGGGAGACAGACAGCCAUCUCCAGAGGAUUUGGAUAAAGGAAUUGACACCACUAGCCCUCUCUUCCAAGCCAUCCUAGAAAACCCAGUGGUACAGUUAGGGCUAACGAACCCUAAAACGCUGUUAGCCUUUGAAGAUAUGCUUGAAAACCCCUUAAACAGCACUCAGUGGAUGAACGAUCCAGAGACAGGACCUGUCAUGCUACAGAUCUCUCGAAUCUUUCAGACGCUGAACCGCACGUAGAGGGGAAUGCCGAUCCACUGUGCCACUUCUUGCUGUCUCUAGCUUCACGUUUCCUGAACAAGAGGGAACAUAGAUUUUUGGGGGUGGGGAGGGGGGAGAAUGAAGGGGGGGGUCUGAGGGAAGAAGGUAGCAGAGGAAGCAAAAUAGCUUUUUGUUGUUUGGAUAGGCACUCUCAAAUAAGAGUGUGUGUAGUUAUGGCCAUCCUGAAGUUAAUAGCCUUGUGGAUUUAGUGUUAGCGGAAGAGGUUUGAAGACUUGUUCUGGGGGUUUUUUUGCUUUCAGAUGGUAGGUUGAAAAUGAAAUGUAUAUCCAAAUACAGGAAAAAAGCUUUGUAACACAACUGAGCAUCUGAUUGACUGACAGAGAAAGUAAUAAGAUGACAUUGCCUCAUGUUUCAAUCUUCUUGCUCAAAAGGCCUAUGACAGCAGUUUUACUAGCCAGUGGUUAUAGCAGCAUCUGCCUAGUGUUUACAAAAGGUCACUGACCACUAUCAUAGGAUAAUAAUCAUACUAUUCAUCUCUAUACAGUGUUAAUUUAUGUCUAUAUCAAAAUACAAAAUAUUUUUUAAAUUGACACUUAGGAAUUUGUUUUUUAAAAUAAGUCCAAAUGUUGAGAGAAGAACAUGUUUUUAUCCAGACUUCUGUCUUACAUUUUAUUUUAAUUUAAACAGAAUAAUUCAUAGAUGGAAUUUCUUUAAUUAAUAAAUAGUGUUACUUUUUCCUAUUUAUUUUCUGCGUUAGUGUUGUUCCAGUCCUGUGGACUCAUGUGUUUGCAGGAGAUUUCACUCAACUAGAUUAAAGAUGCAGUAUCUCCUUUCACAAAAAUGUAACUUGCCAUUCCAGCAGUUUGGCUCUCAAGUGCUACAGUUCAUAGGUUUGUCCUGUUUUAACAUAUCUUAGUUUGAAAGGUGACAUGUUUCUAUGUAGCUUUGCAUUUCUGAAUGUAUAUUUUAGGAAAGGAGUUCUGUUUUGCAGGCAUCUUCCUUUUCAAACUCUGCUUGCAAUGCCAAAAGCUACUAACUUGGUUUUUAAUUGCUACUAACCUGCAAAAUGAAACAAGAAUCCGUACAAAAGUAUUUAGGUUUGUAUCCUGUUUUUGCUUGCUUGUUGUAUAAAACACACUUGAAAUGAUUGCCCUAUUCCAAAUAAGGAUUUUUCCCCUGCUUGUACUUUACCUUGGAAAUAUCAGGAAUUUCAAGUCUUGUCUUCCCUUGUCUUUAUUGGAAGACUUGCUGGAGGUCUCAGAUGUGUAUUGUGAGUUUUGUCAGCCUGCUAACUAAAAGAGUACACAUGCUGAAUCUCGCACAUUGAUCUCUUCUUCCAACUAUUUAUGCUGCAGUUGAGUUACACAGGUGGUGAUAGAAUUUUUAAAUAGUUGGACUAAAAAUCAUUUCCCUUUUCCAUCAAGUUUCACUUGCUUGGUAUCUGCAGUGUAAUUAACAAAUCCUCCACUAGUCUAUAUAGUCUGCCAUGAAAAACAGGGUAAACAAGACCUAGAUUUCUAAUGUAAAAAGUAUGCUGAGAAAAUUAAACCUUUUAAGCUUUCAUUAGCCACCAUAAAGGUGUGUGUAUGUUUUGUGAGAGGAUAUUCUGCAUAACUUUGUAGGUCACCUUUUAAAGUGAUCUUACUGAGGGCAUCUAGAUUCACACCUAAACCACAGAACAAGUUUUGGCCUGAUCUUGGCAUCUGAACUGUAGUAAUAUGCAGCUGAGACCCAGAAGUUGCCAAUUUCACAUAAUUAAUGUGAUGGGUGGGGAAGUCAGUCACUCAGAUCUUAUCUUUACAUACUAUCCCAGUUUUAUUUUUGGCUUUUGUAAUAUCAUUAACAGUCUGUUGCACUUAAACAGAUUUCUGUAAGGCACUUACAAAUUUCCAAAUCCAAAAGUAACCAUUUUCAGCACCCCUGUUUUUCUUUCAACCCGUUCUUGGCAUCCUCGAAACUUAAUUGCAGUUUUGGUUUUAAAAUCUGAGUCUGAUUCUUCAAUGCAGUAAUUACUCAAAUUAGUCAAAUUUCAUUUCAUUGCAACUACUCAUGUGAGUAAGGGUUAUAGAUAUUAUAAUAAGAAUAAUAUUUAAGCAAGUUUCCUGAUACUGAAGGAUUUCAGUUGUUCGUUCGAUCAGGCUUUUUGUUUUGCACUGGUUUCCUUGAACUACUACCUGAAGAUGUUAUUACUUGAAGUUCUAAGCAUUUGAGGCACUGAUAUGUAUGAUAUUCCCUCUUCCAUCCAAGUUCUUGUAAAUAAUCAGUGCUUGUUUCUACAGGACAAUAUUAGGUAGAACCACCAUCAUGUGAUUAUACUGAUUUCCUUACUAAACAAGAAUUAUUCCAGACUGCGGUUCUGAAUGUAUUGGACACAAGUUGAGACAGCGGCAUGUCCUGUAAUAACUUAUGGUCUGAUCAUGUUCCUAUUAAGUCAUGCCCAAGCUCCCAUUAACUUUCAUGCGGUAAGAUCAGACACUUUUAAAGUAAUUUAUAAACCGAUUCCACAAAGAACUAACGCAUUGUUUUUAUCUACAUAUCCUUCAUACUUCAGCCUUCUCUUUCAAGGAGCAGAAUGAUUCACUUUUAGACUGUGUAAGUUCUGCUGCUUGUAUAACUCUGUAUUAUCCCCAUGGCAAUGGACUUGAGUUAGAUUGUAUGGUUUCAUCACUGUCUGUUACUGAACAGGGUGUAUUUGUUUCUGUCAGGCUUAUCUAGGUGACACAAGUACAUCAAAACUGCACUUGUUGGUGUGUCACAACUGGUUCAACACAUCUUUUAAAAUAGCUUUCAAUAGAAUUGCAGUAGAGAAACUGAAAUAAAUGAAGGCAAGAAUGCCUUGUGUAUCUGCUUACCUAGUAAAAUUAAUAUGGCAACUAUGAUAUAAGAAACCUUGUGAUUAAAGGAAUACUGCAUCUUUAAAAAAAACUAAAAAGUUUGAGGACAUGCAGUUUUAGACCCUAUUAUUUCAGAGCUUUACACCUGUACAGUAUAAGUGUAGGAGAGAGGCUGGUUAUUAUAAAGUGUCCUCCAGCCUUGGUUUUUUCAUAUGGCUUUUUUAUUUUUAAAUGCUGCUUGACUUUUGAAAACACAAGUUUCCAGUGGCCAAUAUAUGGGAUUAGUGGAAGGUUAUAUGGAUUUAAUGUUUUUCAGCAAGAUUUAGGCAUGAAUAAAGAUGUACUUAACUAUGUCAAUUCAAAUGUAACUUAGAAUGCCACUUAAGGAAUCAGUUGAUUCAGCUCAUUAAUAUGAAUGUCUGACACUAAUACAAGCUGUGUGCUGCCAGUGCCUCUGGAGCUAGAAGUACAGUGGCAUGUCCUGUGAGCUGGAUGGGUUGCUACUCCAAGGUUACUAUUGCUUUUUAAGUCCAUUGUGGUUGCAGUUGUGGCAAUUCUCCUGUGCUUUCUAGAAUUCUGAAAGCAUAAAAAUCCCUAUAUUGACUAUUAGGCUGGGAUUCAGCAUUUGCAGGGGCUGGUUCCAGGUAGUGUCAUGAUGAAAGGAUUGUGAGUUCAAACCUGCAAAACCACAAGAGUCUUGGGAGUAGACCUUUUUUAAAAAUCAAUGGAAUUACUUGUGUGAGUAAGUAGUAGUUGCGUGAGUAAGGAUUUGCAGGUUUGAGCCAUGUGCUUGCAUGUCUGAAGUCCCGAUUAAAGUUAGCAAAGAGAUUAGCAGUGGUGCUGGCUUCAUUGUAAAGUGUCUUAUUGCAUCAUCAGAACUAGGUCAAGGGAAAAAGUGGAAGAUGGAUAAAACCAAGGAAAAAUGAGGAUAUGAGCCAGUUUAAUGAACUGUACAAGAAUGUGAUUUGCCAUACAGCACUGACCACAAAGAAGCACUAGUGAAGUUAUACUGUAAGGUACUAUGACUUUUCAUUUCACCGGUGUAUAGAAUGGGUACAGUACAUAGUUUUUAUAUGGAAUUGACACUGAUGUGUGGCAUGCGCAGUUGUUUUUAAGAUGUAAUGUUACUUUUAUUAAGUUUAACUUGGGUCAACAUCAACAAACCUAUAGAAUUCAGGGUUCAUUCUAAAACUUACUAGCAUGGGUCAGUGAUCUGCUAUACAUCUGCAGAAAGAUUCAGCAACGACUAGUGCUAAUACUAAACAUUUAUCACCCAUUUUUGCUUUAAUAUGAUUCUGACCAAAAGAGAAUCAAUUCUGCAUUGUUACUAAUCUGAUCCCUUUUAAACAGUCAGGCUGUUGUCUGCAGAAAUGUAUUCUGAGAGACCAUCACAAGUGUUAAGUUGGUGUGGCUUUGCUGGUAACUAUUACCCACGUUAGUAUGGCUAAGUUGGACCCAUGAGCGUGAUUAGAAUGAACGCUGAGUCUUUUAAACCUACACACGCGCACUCUGAGAAUGAUCUGGUAAUGUGUGUUGUACAUUUAUAACAUCUUCAAAUAAUAAAGUUUUUUGAUUUAUUA